This is a messenger RNA of Prunus avium (sweet cherry), 906 nucleotides long. RefSeq lists its product as uncharacterized. Gene Ontology annotation, molecular function: protein dimerization activity. NCBI's taxonomy places the organism in Eukaryota, Viridiplantae, Streptophyta, Magnoliopsida, Rosales, Rosaceae. The record is from RefSeq and is a predicted model, not a curated record.
AUGUAUAAUGCAUCUUGUUCAGUGAUUGAGACCUUAAUUAAGGAUGGAGCCACUAACUUUAUACACGGGGAAGCUACUGGUACGUUCAAAGCGAUGACAUCUUUUGAGUUCAUAUUUGUUUUGCAUUUGUUGGAAAAAAUGAUGGGAGUUACUGAUGGCCUUUGUCGAGCAUUACAAAACAAAUCUCAAGAUAUCUUGACUGCUAUGAAUUUAGUUCGUAGUACAAAAUAUGUUCUUAAGAAAUUAAGAUUGGAUGGUUGGGAUAUUUUCUUUGAGGAAGUGGAAUCAUUUUGCAAAAAACAUGACAUUGAUAUGCCAUAUAUGAAUGCUCUUUACAAAAUUGGUACACGUCGUUCUUGUCAACAGCGUGAUGAUAUUACAGUUGAACAUCACAACCAGGUUGAUUUAUUCAAUGAUACCAUAGAUUAUCAAUUGGAAGAGUUAAACACUAGAUUCAUUGAAGGAACAAUAGAAUUUCUUACUCUUAGCUCUACUUUGGACCCUAACAAUGAUUUUAAAGCAUUUAAGAUUGAUGAUAUUUGCAAGCUUGCAGAGAAAUUUUAUCCAGGAGAUUUCACUUCCAAAGACUUGCGUUUAUUGAGGUAUCAGCUAGAACUUUUUGAGUCUGAACUACAUCUUGAUAUCUUCCAAAAUAUGUCUGCUCUUUCUGAACUAUGUCAACGAUUAACUCAAACAAACAGAGCACAGACAUAUUAUUUGAUUGAUAGGAUGAUUCGUUUAGUGUUAACUCUUCCAGUUCCUACAAUGACUAUGGAAAGCGCAUUUUCAGCUAUGAAACAUAUUAAAACUGUACUUCGCAACAAGAUGGAGGAUGAGUAUUUGACAAAUUCCCUAUUGUCUACAUUGAGAAAGAACUUUCUAUGGAUAUUGAUUCAGAUUCAAUAA